CCCCGCCGGCUUGCCGUCCGUUGCCCCCUUACGUCACUGCACGGUGAAAGAACCAGUCGGUGGUUGGGAGCCGGUGAGGCAGGAUCCGUCGUAGGCCAUGGAGGCUGACGCGGGCGGGUCGGACGCCUUCGAUACCAUCAUCAUGGCGGAGACGAGAUUUCAUGGUGAAGGCUAUCAGGAAGGAUAUGCUGAAGGAACACGUGCCGGACUCCUUGAAGGAAGGCAAUAUGGCAUACAACAAGGUGCAAAGAUUGGUUUAGAAAUUGGAUCAUAUCUUGGUUUUGCAAUGACAUGGCAGAAAUUGCUUCAUAAAGGCUCUGAUGAGAAAAACAGUAAAAAGAUAAAAGCUCUAGAGUCAUUAAUAGAGAUGAUUCGGAUAUUUCCUUGUGAGGAUCCAGCCUAUGAAAAACUUCAGGAAGACCUGGAGAAAAUCAGAGGACGGUUUAAACAGGUUCGUUCAUUGCUGCAUAUUCCUUCUAGUGUUAGACUUGGUGCUGAAGGAUCUGCACUUACAUUCUGAAAAGGACCACAAAUGGAGAAAAGAACUCCCAUCAGGCUACUAAAGAAGUGGUGAAAUCUUGAGUAGAGAAAAUGAGGCUAGAAAUUAAUAUUGGAAAUUGGACUACAACACAGUGGCUUGUUAAUAUACUGGUGUCAUUUUAUUGAGUAGGUAACUCUGAAAUGACUUCAGAUACUUUGAUCUGGGUCUUGUAAACACUUUCAAAAUUUCAUUUGUAAACCUGACAUUCUCCUGGCAAUGUGUGUAAAGAUAUAUUGCACUAUAUUAGUGCAAGAAAUGCAGCAACCUAAUCUGUAAAACAGAUGUUAUCCGUAUAUGUAGUUGUGUCCCCGUCCCCCGCAUGCUGUGCAGUCUCAGCUGAUAUUACUAUAGUGAUAUAGUUCACAGAUGAAAGCAUACUUUUUAAUAGAUAUCUGACCUGCUGGCCUUCAAAGAAUGUUUUAUUCCAAAACACCACUUUUCCUUUGAAAUAUCUCACACACUGAGAUAAGAAAUAUCUUCAGUACUGAGAUGUGGAAAUGACUUAGCCUGGCUUUAAUACAUUUUCUAGAAAAUACAAUUAGACUCUCAUCAAAAUAAGGAAACAGAAGUGGGAGCCUUUGCAGAACAUUUCAAGUGCCUUUAUGGGCCAGUACGCACACCCCUGCCCUGGCUGCGGUUCUUUAAGCUUUUUAAAGGAUCCAUUUGGGAAGGGAACAAAUUGGCCCAGUGUACCCCUUUUCCUCCUACCUGUGUCCUUAACUGGUUGCAGUUAAGGGUAAGUAAAGUAAGUACCAGUUUAACUCUCGGCUCUGGCUAGGAAAAUCUAUUUCUUCACUCUGUUCUUUGUUGCCACAUUACUUGACAACAUGAGACCAGCAGUUAAAGGAAGUUGGGUGGUUUGCUUUCAAAAGCCAGUGUUUCCUUGCAGUUUUUGGGAUUCCCACUGACAGUGUUGUCUCUUUCUGCCCUACCCAUUUUUAAUCUCAGCAUCUCUGCACUUGGAAUAUUCACUUUUUAAAUGGAGGGGGUGAUAUUCCUGGUGCCUAUGAACAUGAUUAUGUAAUAACUAGCUCAGUUUAGGUGUGAUUCCCCCC
This is a messenger RNA of Podarcis raffonei (Aeolian wall lizard), 1596 nucleotides long. RefSeq names its product LTO1 maturation factor of ABCE1 (gene LTO1). The transcript has 5 exons. Lineage: Eukaryota; Metazoa; Chordata; Lepidosauria; Squamata; Lacertidae. The coding region runs from base 98 to 520 and encodes 140 amino acids. The record is from RefSeq and is a predicted model, not a curated record.